AUGGCAUUUGUCAUUCAGCCCUGCUCCCCGGAAGAUGCGCCGGGCCUUGCAGCGUCUAUGAUGCGUGCUCGACUCACCGAUCCUCACUGGAAGUGUCUGUGGGAGGACCCAUCUGCCGAAAAUAUUAUUCCUAGAGCUAUCAAGCGCCUUCCUUGGACUUUGACGACUAAUAGAGAAAUCAAGCGGCACCAGAAGGCUAUCGAUAUCGAGUCUGGUCAAGUGGUGGGGUAUGCUCGAUGGUCCCUCCCUCCAACCCUGGCAAAGAAGGGCGACGUCUGGCUUGAGGCACAGGUAACUGAAGGCACUCCCGCAGAUCGUGCAGUGUAUGAAAAACAGUACCAAGAGAACACCCGGGAUGGACAGCCUAUAGGCAUAAAGGGCGGGGAGAUGAUGCGUUAUCGCAGUGCGCCUCUGGAAGAAGCAGAUGCUCGAAUUAUGCUAGAUGGACCCUUUCUGACUCUUGAUUAUUUGACGACAGACCCUUCUUUCUGGCGCCGGGGUAUCGGGAAAAUGCUUGUACAAAGCGGACUGCAGAUCGCAGAUCAACAAGGAAUAAAGUCCUAUGUUAUGGCAGAGCUGCCCGGAUUAAAGUUAUAUCUCAGCCUUGGCUUUCAACUAGUAGAGACAGUGUCAGUGGAUUACACCCAGUAUGGCGGAACGGAGCCCAUGGUGGUGUAUUUCCUUGUUCGCCAGCCAUGUCAGCUAGAGUCCGCGAGUGCGUGA
This is a messenger RNA of Penicillium vulpinum, 723 nucleotides long. Its product is annotated as GNAT family N-acetyltransferase. NCBI's taxonomy places the organism in Eukaryota, Fungi, Ascomycota, Eurotiomycetes, Eurotiales, Aspergillaceae. The record is from RefSeq and is a predicted model, not a curated record. Gene Ontology annotation, molecular function: acyltransferase activity, transferring groups other than amino-acyl groups. The coding region runs from base 1 to 723 and encodes 240 amino acids. The transcript is spliced from 2 exons.